CAGGCGUGAAUGCAAAGAGCAAAAGUGACUGGUCUCCACGUACGGAAGGGUGAUCCUGACUCGCCCCAGUCUAUCAGCCCACAAAGUCAAGGAAGACGUUCUUCCCUCUUCACGGUCAUUGAAGUCUUUGAAGAUCUGUCAGCCUCGCCCCUGUCAGGUCGCACACUUCAAUUUCCACCUCGAGAUUUAGGGUUUAUCUCUGUUCGUUUCAAAUCUUAAUCUUGUCUUUCUUGGGUUGGGUGUCGGUGAUGAUAUCGUUCACUGCUCACUAAAAUAUUGCCGGGUUCUAAGAUUUGUUGAUGCUGUUGUGCCUAAAUUCAUCUGUGUCGGUAAUGUGGGUUUCUUCCUCGGAACUAUGGAUUAUACCUGCUAAAUUUUGCGAUUUUCUUCUACAUCAUUUCCGUCAAACAUAGCAGAUCGAGCCCCUUUUGAUCUCCAAAAGCAAUUCCCGGAUUUCUCUCUGGAAUCAGCUACUGUGAUUCGGUAAGAUUUCUGGGUUUCUUUCAUUUUGAAUCUGCAACAAUGGUUUCCGCUAAAUUUGAUGCUUCAAAGCAAUACUACACAACAAGCAGUCUUGUUGUCGGAUACGCUCUCUGUUCUAGCUUACUUGCGGUUAUUAACAAGUACGCCAUUACCAAAUUCAACUUCCCUGGUCUACUAACUGCUUUGCAGUACUUGACUUCAGUUCUUGGGGUUUGGGUGCUUGGGAAAAUAGGGUUUCUGUACCAUGACCCCUUCACAUUGGACACUGCAAAGAAAUUUCUGCCCGCGGCGAUUGUUUUCUAUCUCGCGAUCUUCACCAACACGAAUCUACUCCGUCACGCCAAUGUGGAUACGUUCAUUGUUUUCAGAUCCCUUACGCCUCUUUUGGUGGCUGUAGCGGACACGGCAUUUCGGAAACAACCAUGUCCAUCGAAGCUCACCUUUCUGUCUCUGGUGAUCAUAUUAGGUGGUGCUGUUGGGUAUGUGGCAACAGAUUCGGCUUUCACACUCACUGCUUACUCCUGGGCAUUUGCGUAUUUGAUUACUAUUACUACCGAGAUGGUUUAUAUCAAACACAUGGUCACAAAUCUUGGGUUGAACACUUGGGGUUUCGUAUUUUACAACAAUCUGUUGUCUUUGAUGAUGGCACCUCUGUUUUGGGUUUUGACGGGAGAGUAUGUUGAUGUGUUCUCUGCUGUGGGAUCAAAUUCUGGCAAUUGGAUUGAACCAGCAGCAUUUUCCGCGGUUUCAAUAUCAUGCAUUUUUGGCUUGCUCAUCAGUUUCUUCGGAUUUGCAGCGAGAAAGGCAGUCUCAGCCACAGCAUUUACAGUUACAGGCGUGGUUAACAAGUUUCUAACGGUUGUGAUCAAUGUCUUGAUUUGGGAUAAGCAUGCGAAUCCGUUUGGCUUGCUUUGCUUGAUUUUCACUAUUGUUGGGGGAGUUCUUUAUCAGCAGUCUGUUACUGGAGGUGGCAGCCCUCCAGUGCAGCAUGAUUCCUCUGCAUCUAAGCUGAUGGGUAGUGAGGAUGAUGGCAAUGAUUCUGGAGAUGAUGGUGAAGGAAAGGGCAGAUCUGGUAAAGUUUCUGUUGUAUGAGCUAUAGAAAGGAGUUCAUUUCUUUUUCUGAUUGCUGAUGAGGGUAAUUUAGAGUGUCUAAAGCUGUAAGCAUAGCAUUAGAUGCUAUAGACCUUGGUUAUAUGUUCUUUAUGGAAAUAUCCCCACCUUGCUUUGUGUUUCAA
Macadamia integrifolia is the source of this 1718-nucleotide messenger RNA. Its product is annotated as GDP-fucose transporter 1. The transcript has a single exon. The record is from RefSeq and is a predicted model, not a curated record. Gene Ontology annotation, cellular component: Golgi apparatus. Gene Ontology annotation, molecular function: antiporter activity; GDP-fucose transmembrane transporter activity. The coding region runs from base 523 to 1575 and encodes 350 amino acids. NCBI's taxonomy places the organism in Eukaryota, Viridiplantae, Streptophyta, Magnoliopsida, Proteales, Proteaceae.